Musca vetustissima is the source of this 660-nucleotide messenger RNA. Its product is annotated as cuticle protein 6-like. The transcript has a single exon. The record is from RefSeq and is a predicted model, not a curated record. Gene Ontology annotation, molecular function: structural constituent of chitin-based larval cuticle. Lineage: Eukaryota; Metazoa; Arthropoda; Insecta; Diptera; Muscidae. The annotation marks the transcript as partial. Gene Ontology annotation, cellular component: chitin-based extracellular matrix.
AUCAUUGCAACAGCCCUGCUGGUGGCCACCUGCUCUGCCUCAUAUCAUGGCGCCGUUUCAACACAAUAUGCCAGCUUGGAUCCCCACAGUCAUUCGUAUUCGUACGGUUAUGCCGAUCCAAAUUCGCAAAAACACGAAACACGUUCACAUGAUGGCGUGACGCAUGGUUCGUAUUCGUAUGUGGAUGGUCAUGGUCAUGUCCAAUCGGUCCAUUAUACCGCUGAUCCUCAUACUGGUUUCCAUGCCACCGGUACCAAUUUGCCCAAGGGUCCAGCUCCAGCACCCGCCUUGGCCCAUGCCGCUGCCUAUGAUGGUGGUCACUAUGCUGCCGGACAUGCCUAUCAUGGACCCUUGGCCCACAUCACAUUGACUCAUGAAGGUGUACCCCAUGAUACCCCCGAAGUUGCCCAUGCCAAGGCUGCCCAUGCUGCUGCUUAUGCCGCUGCCGCCGCAGCUGCUGCCCACAGUGGUGAUGGUGGUCAUCAUUUGUACAAACGUUCAUUGUGGGGAGGUCAUGCCGGUUAUGCCCACGUUGCUGCUCCCGUUGUCCUCACACAUGGUGGUGUUCCCGUAGAUACUCCCGAUGUACAAGCCGCCAAAGCUGCCCACUAUGCCGCUCAUGCCAAAGCCUUGGGUGCUGCUGGUCAUGGUCAUGGUGCU